AUGAAUGAUUCUAAACCAAGAAGUAAAGAUCCUUUGAAUACUACUUGGCUUUAUCUGGAGGACGGAUCUCAUAAUGACAAGAACUGGUUGAUUGAACAUGAAGAGGAAGUUAUCAGUGAGUGUCGCGAGCAGCCCGAAGAUGGAAAAGUUCCGUUUUUUAAGAACCUUCUAGGCGUAACAAAUGAUCAAAUUUAUGACGAAGAGUUGGAAACUUUGCGUAAAACUUUCGAUGAGCUAUUUCCAGAUAUCGAAAAUGAUCAUAGCGAGACCUUUCACAUGGAGGACCUUUCACUUGUGUUCCUUUGA
This is a messenger RNA of Strongylus vulgaris, 306 nucleotides long. The record is from the annotation of a GenBank genome assembly. NCBI's taxonomy places the organism in Eukaryota, Metazoa, Nematoda, Chromadorea, Rhabditida, Strongylidae.